AUGCUCCCCAGGAGACUCGCAUCCACCGUCUCCGUGCCCCCGACCCACAAGUCCCCCCGCAAGAUCGUCCUCGUCGGCGCAGGCUUCCUCGGGUCGUAUGUCGCCAAAGCUCUCAUAGCCGAUCCUCGUAACAGGAUCCAGAUCGUCUCUAGGCAUCCCGAGAAACGCAACCGGGCUAACUUCUGUCCAGUCCACAACCAGCUCAAAUCCCUCGGUAACCAAAUUCUCGCCCCCUCUCCUAUCGACAUCACCUCGCCCUCUUCCGUUUCUGCGCUUCGCGAGACAAUGUCUGGUGCAGCCGCUGUCGUUUCCAUGGGCGGUCUACUCACUGGUACCGAAGCGCAGAUGAAGGCGCUGCAAGAAGACGGGGUGAGGCGGGUAGCGGAAGCAGCAAAGGAAGAAGGGGUUGGGCGAGUGGUGGGGGUUAGUGCUAUUGGGGCGCACUCCAAGGGAGCUACAGCUUAUUGGCGGACAAAGGGCAAGGGCGAAGAGGCGAUCUGGGAGAAUCACCCGUCAGCCACGAUCAUACGGCCUUCCAUCCUCUUUGGUCCAGUGUUUACUUACCGUGAAAUCAUGGAGCUCGUCCUGCGUUUUAGCGGCUUGCAACGACCCAUCCUCUCCAUCCCCUAUGCUCUCGGCGCACUCCAGGGGUUCUUCCUUGAGAAACUUCCCGAAAACAUCUUUACCCUCACGCGAGAUCAAGUCACUCAGCUGCGUGAUGACAAUAUCGUGUCUCCCGUCCCACCAAUGUUUUCGCAGAGUUUUGAAGCAGUGUUGAAGGCUUUCCCGAGCUCGGCGCCUAGUAGUGCGCCGCCAGGAGAUGCGGGACUGAGGAGUGUGGAGGAGAUCCUGCCACAGUACCUGGGGCCGAAGCAGGAGAGGGAGGAAGGGAAGCGGACGCAUGGGAGGCAAAGUGCGAGUUUUGAAGAGGUGAAGAGCAUGGGUCAAAAGUAA
This is a messenger RNA of Cryptococcus wingfieldii CBS 7118, 954 nucleotides long. Its product is annotated as NADH dehydrogenase. The record is from RefSeq and is a predicted model, not a curated record. Bases 1 to 954 code for a protein of 317 amino acids. Gene Ontology annotation, molecular function: protein-containing complex binding. Gene Ontology annotation, cellular component: mitochondrion. The transcript has 5 exons. Lineage: Eukaryota; Fungi; Basidiomycota; Tremellomycetes; Tremellales; Cryptococcaceae.